UUGAGGAAGAAACUGUUGCAAACAUAAGAGUUUUGUUAAAUAAUUCAGCUAAAGAAGGUUUUGUGAGGUUUAAUUUUUCGUCAAAAUCAGCAUCAUGAGUGCCAGAAACUCUGCCCUUGCCUCGCUAACUGCAACAUACACAGAUUCUGAAAACGAGGACGAUAAUAAAUCGGAUCGCGAUUCGGACAACAAUUCCGAUGGGGAAAGCUCAUCGUCACAGGCCCGCGUUCGUUCGCGCCAGCAGACUCCGAUGCGCGACCUUUCGGAGACCUCCGUCACGCCUCCACCGAAUCCAACAAGCGCGUCGAAAGUGGCCACUUCUGGUUCGGCGGCCCCGAGUAUAACAAAUGAAUCGUCCUCGUCGCGACACAAGGCCCUUCGACUGGUCAGUUACUUUGACGACACGGUGGUUUCCGACGAGGAAAAUGCAUCUCCGCCCCGUGACCAGGAGGAGGAACCGAUGGAUGUGACGGAGGCUGAUGUGCCGUCCGUGGCUGCCGUCGAAUCUCCGAAGAAAGUCGAUCGAGCCAAGUUGUACGGGUUCAGUUUGCCACCGGAACCGAAGGGUAAAUGUUCGAUAGAGUUGCAGGAGAAGAUUUCCAAUUUGUACGAGAAGAUGCGAAACUCCAACAUGGACACAAACAAAAUCAUCCAGGAACGGAAGGAGUUCCGAAAUCCGAGCAUUUACGAAAAGCUCAUCCAGUUUUGUGACAUUAACGAACUGGGCACCAACUAUUCGCCCGAUAUUUUCGAUCCGUUCCAGUGGGGCAAGGAGUCCUACUACGAAGAACUGGCCAAGGCCCAGAAGCUCGAGAUGGAGAAGGUGGAAAAGGCUCGCAAAGAAAACGCCAAGACGGAAAUACAGGUCGGAGUGAAAAAGAUGGACUCGGACGACUCCAAGAAACGCAAGUCGAAGUGGGACCAGCCGGGAGUUUUGGGCGCAGCGCCGGGUGCCGUCGGAGCUGCGACGGCAGCUGCGUUGAAACCGGCCGGGAUCAUCACACAGACGCUGACGACGACGGCAACCGGUACGAAGGGAACCGUGAUAUCGGCGUUUGGGUCGUUGCCGAAAAAGCCCAAGGUUUGAAAAGGUGAGUUCGUGGCGGGAGUUUGUAUGUGUGACGGUGUUUAAUUGUACGAAUAAAAAGAAUCAUGUUCAAAUUGAAA
This is a messenger RNA of Culex pipiens pallens (northern house mosquito), 1167 nucleotides long. RefSeq names its product SAP30-binding protein. NCBI's taxonomy places the organism in Eukaryota, Metazoa, Arthropoda, Insecta, Diptera, Culicidae. The transcript has 2 exons. Gene Ontology annotation, biological process: regulation of DNA-templated transcription. The record is from RefSeq and is a predicted model, not a curated record. Gene Ontology annotation, cellular component: nucleus. Bases 95 to 1087 code for a protein of 330 amino acids.